AUGGACAUCGACAAGAACCUCGAACGUGUCAAGCAAGUCAAGGGGCUUCGGUGGCUCAACCGUUUGAGAAAAAGAACGGAAGAGAUACCGGAAUGGGCAUCGACAUUCCAUCCAGAGAGACUGCCUUGUCAAAUGGAAGGAGACGAGCUUUAUGGCGGAUUUAAUCUAUGUCAGAAGGUGGUUUUUACUAACAACGAGGCAUGGAUCAUUCGCUUUCCAAUAGCCGGCAAAACGAGUGAGGCACACCUCGACGAGAAGGUCGCUGGCGAGGUGGCGACAUUGAGGCUUCUCCACGAGCGAACCAACAUUCCCGUCCCCAAAGUCAUGGCUUGGGGCCUCGCCAUCGAUAAUGCACUCGGCCUGGGCCCGUUUAUCAUGGAGGAAUUUAUCCAAGGCGAAAGCCUCAAGAACAUUCUGAGGGAAGAGGCCGAGGGAUCUAUGCUCUUGAGGAAUGACCUGGACGACAAGGAAGUCGAGAUCAUAUACCGACAGCUCGCUCAAUUCACGCUCCAGCUCUUCGACCUCAACUUCAGCCAGAUCAGCGGUCUACCCUUUGCAUCGACCCAUGGGCGGCGGCCGCUCACAGUGACGGCCCACGAGAUCAUCCGCCUCGGGGGGGUUGACGUUCUCGGCCCACGCAGUGAAGGAUUUUCGACAACCAAGGAGUAUUUCGACCACGUCGUCGAGCAACACUGGCGACAGCUUCUUGGACAGCUGAAUUCGGUCGAGGACGAAGACGAUGCCCGACAGAAAUACAUCUUCUUCAGGGUUCUGAAGUCCUUGACCGACCGUCAUGUCUGGCCAGAGUACAACGAAGGACCAUUCAAGCUCAUAUGUGACGAUCUCGGCCUAGCAAAUAUGAUUGUCGACAGCAGGGAGAAGCUAAAAAUCACUGGAGUCGUCGAUUUUGAGUGGUCGUAUACCGGCCCGGCUCAGCUACUCGGCACCGCACCCUGGUGGCUCCUCCAGGAAAGGCCAGAACUCUGGGACUUCACCCCCGACAUGAGAGCUCGGUUUCUCAGGCACUUGGGCUUAUUUAAACGCGUUCUGGAAGAAGAAGAGAAGCACGCGCCAGAGUACCAGAGCAGGGAGCUCUCGAAGUUGGUCGAGCGAUCCGAAACCGAGGGGACGAUGUGGUACCACAUGGUCCUGCAGGGGUUCUUCCACGGUCCUGGCAGCUUGCCCUGGGAGCAGCUGAAAGACCAUACUCCAGACUGGGACUUGCUUGCUUCAGGAAUUCCCGAGGAGGAUAUUCGGUCUUUUGUCGCCGCCAAGAUGGAGCACUUGAAGCUGCACGACGAGCGGCUGAAAAAGACGGAGACCACAUACGAUGAGAUGCUGGCUGGAAAGUGGUCUAUUCAAGGGUUUAUCGACGAGGUCGAAGCCCCAUACAAACAUGCUGCAGAGAUUCCUGAGGAGGGUAUUGGGUCUUCUGUCGCUGCGGAGAUGGCACACUUGAAGGUGCACGAUGGGAUGGCUGAAAAAGAUGGAGACCACCCGUGA
Trematosphaeria pertusa is the source of this 1503-nucleotide messenger RNA. RefSeq lists its product as uncharacterized. The coding region runs from base 1 to 1503 and encodes 500 amino acids. The transcript is spliced from 2 exons. Lineage: Eukaryota; Fungi; Ascomycota; Dothideomycetes; Pleosporales; Trematosphaeriaceae. The record is from RefSeq and is a predicted model, not a curated record.